AUGUUGGAGGAUGACGACAAGGUGUUGACGGAUGAGGAGGAUGAGGAGUUAGCAGAUCAUUCCUCUAAGAGCUGUCUGGAGUUCAGCCUAAGGAUUCAGGAGUUCAUUGAACUUAUUCGACAGAACAAGAGACUGGAUGCUGUCAGACAUGCAAGGAAGCAUUUCAGCCAGGCUGAAGGAAAUCAACUGGACGAGGUACGACAGGUGAUGGGAAUGUUGGCCUUCCCUUCAGAUACUCAUAUCUCUCCUUACAAGGAUCUUCUGGACCCUGCCCGGUGGAGGAUGCUAAUCCAGCAGUUUAGAUAUGAUAACUACAGGCUGCAUCAGCUGGGGAACAACUCUGUCUUUACUAUAACACUCCAGGCCGGGCUUUCAGCUAUAAAAACACCACAAUGUUAUAAAGAGGAUGGCAGUUCCAAAAACCCUGACUGCCCUGUUUGUAGCAAAUCCCUAAAUAAGCUGGCUCAGCCUCUGCCAAUGGCACAUUGUGCCAACUCCCGACUAGUCUGCAAGAUUUCAGGAGAUGUGAUGAAUGAAAAUAAUCCUCCCAUGAUGCUUCCAAAUGGAUAUGUGUAUGGAUACAAUUCUUUGCUUUCUGUUCGUCAAGAUGAUAAAGUAGUUUGCCCAAGAACCAAAGAAGUCUUCAACUUCUCACAAGCUGAGAAGGUCUACAUUAUGUAAUUCCCUCGUACAUACAAUGAAGUGCCGCUGGAAUUUGACAUAAUAUAUUUUGGCAUGACUUGUAGAGAGAGAUCUUGAGUGUGGCUAAGAGAGCUGGGGUGGGAAUCAGAUUGGUUGGUGGCAUUUUUUAUUGCGACCAAAGAUCAAUGAACAACAAUAUACACUCUUAGAAACUGAGGAAGUGUGACUAAAAGGUUGUACUUGGAGGGAACAAAUAUUGAAUGUUUGGAUUUUGUUACAGUAAUUGGACUUUUCUCAAAUAAUCAUCCAGCAAAAACUCAGCUCAAAAAAUGGACAGUUUCACAUGAGAAAAAAAAGUUACAGUGAACCUCAAAGGGCCAUUUCACACUUCCAGACCUGUUUUCAACAUCACCAAUAUGUGCCCAUGUGUGGAAGAACUUGAAGGGGCCAAAUAUGCAAAACUGUGAUACAUGCACCAGGGAACUGGGGCCAGUCACGGCCUCUGAAUGUGUGUCGACCUUGCGGCCUCAAGUGUGUGCAUGCACACACGUGCAUCUCCCCUUCAAAUGUGGUUGUCAGCAUGAGACACAUAAACUGGAAAUAGAUUUGCAAUGUCAAAAGUGUGAUGUAGGUCUGUGUGCUUCCCUUUUCUGUGUUAGCAAUUGGCUAAGACCCUUUUGUUUGAAAUCCUCUUCCAUUCUGCCUUUGAAAUGAUCCCAUGGGCCAUAGUAGAUGCUUGACGACAACACUAACACAAGGCUGAUUUAACUGGAUCAGUUAGGAGUUUUUUGAAAAGUACUGCAAGGGUUUAUUCUCUUCCAAAAACCCUCCACACAUUGACCAUCUUGGGAAGACUGCAUAAAUACGAAGUAACUGAAAACAUUACAGGCACAAUGCACUGCUUGUAUGUCUGUCCUUCUUCCAGUUGACCAUAGUGUUAAAAUUCUUCAUUUAUUAGUUACUAUGUGCAUAGGAUUCAAUAUCAAACCAUUAGUGCUACUGCCUUAUUUCUUACUUUGAGAAUGUACUCACAUAAAGAUCAGCUGGUAACCUUAAGUGUUGGGCAAAUUUUGAAGAUGCCUUGCAGGAUUAAUUAUGUAAUUUUAGGGUAUUCAUUACACAAGAGAUUAGUUCAGUUUUAACAGCUGCAAAUCACAUCCUUAUCACUCUCCAAAUAAAACCAUUGUAGUUGGAAAAAACCAUAUGGUAGAAGUUUGUAUUUAGCAUUUAUUUUUGCAUGUUGAUGUUGAUUAGCUAAUAAAGACUGUAAACACAAA
Messenger RNA from Podarcis muralis (Common wall lizard), 1919 nucleotides. Lineage: Eukaryota; Metazoa; Chordata; Lepidosauria; Squamata; Lacertidae. The record is from RefSeq and is a predicted model, not a curated record.